CCGAACAUCGACUUACUCUUGUCUUUGCUCAUGGAUCAACGUUGGCUUUUCAAUCUGAUUGGCUGAUGUUGCAAGUACGUAGAACCUUAUGUUCAAAGACCACUCAUUAUAAGGCGCGAAGCCUGCUCUCAUACUAUGCUCGCUCUCAAAGUGCGGUUCCGAACUCACCUGAUGUGAAGUCCGCCACUCUGGACAAUGUGAUACUGACACCUGGCAACCAUUGGAAUGGCUACAGAAGACCUCAGACAACUCUGAGUCCCCAUGAACUGUUGCGGCAGCUCCGACCGUCUAACGUUGAGCCUGAUCAGACUUGGGCUGCGUAUGAUGCUGACAACAUCAAGCGGAUGCGGGAAAUCUAUGUCACACCUGCUUCACGCGUCGGCUCUCAGUAUUACAAAGUAAUGGAAGAAAUGCGCCAGAUUGAGACCGAGGCUUUGACAAUUGGUCGAGAAAUAGCCCGUCGCUGCAGGGACGCUACUCUGUUGCGUCGCGCCUUUCGUUACCUGUUCGGAAGAUGUCACACCGUCCGCGAUAUCGUCCACGUUCUUGCCAUAGCAUUUCAGCGAACAGCUUCUGCCACGGAGUUACAGUACCUGAGUUAUCCAAUCAUACGUGCACUUUUCCGAGCGCGGGUGUAUGCCACCGACUUACGAAUCUUUUCACUAUGCUAUGCCUUUAUCCUGAGAAUGGAAAAAGCAGGGCUGGCUGCUGACGACACCAUUUUCAAUCACUGUGCAUUAUUCGCUGCUAGAUCAAGGGAUCCCAAAGCAAUGCAGAGAGCGUUGUGGUUGUUUCGGAGUAGAGGCGUGAACAUGACUUUCAAGGCCUUCCGUGCUAUUAUAGCCAAAUUUAGCAUCGGCCGUAAUGGUUAUGGUGAGCUCCGUAAUGGACGCUGGAAGCGAGAAGACGUUCUCUCAGUGCUUCUUGGUUUCGAUGGAACGCAUAUCAAGGGGGGCAACGUGCCUGACCACCACCUCGGAAGCUUUCUCAAACGCGAUGAAUGGGGAUAUGUCAUAGCUUGGCUCCAAAUUUUAGGACGUUGCCGCACUGCCGAUCUCCUGUGGGAGGAGUGGAUAACUUAUCGGUCUGUUUCCUUAGAUCAUCCCAUUCUCCGCGGCCACAACAGUCGACAGUCGAAUCCGGAGAGAAGACGCGAGCGUCUAUACACGAUAUUCAUCGACCAAAUGCUGAUUGCAGGUGAUGUGAGUAAAGCCUGGGCAAUUCUUCAUGAAAGCAAACUCGACUUCUGGAGCUUGGAAAUCGAGACUCGUGCAAAGUUAUUCGACAAUGCGGAGGAUUUGCAUCUUGCGAUUGCUGCGUUUGAAAAUCGAGACAGCCUCAAAACGGCAUUGUUGGAGAAAUAUACUUACGAGUUGGAGCGUAUUGAGCGGGCACUAGGGAUCGCAUGGAGAAGUGACGGAAAAGGGGGAGGAAGACAUGUCGUACCCUCUCUUGAGGAAAUGGAACUGAGAUUUGAGGAGUUAAGCCGACCAGAUUUCGGGCGUGUCUAUGGAUAUUUUAGCGAGCCGGUAGAUGAUUAAAGCCAAAUUAUUUGAAUUCAUGGUUUCUCUCAACCCUGCGGGUGGAGAUGUCAUGACCAAUCAUGUUGAGUCCUUCUGAGUACUUUCGCAGUCGAGAAAGUAUUCAGACCAGAAGGUAGCUGACUUCAGGACCGGCAGUGGUAUUUGACGGCCUAUAAAGGCAUAUAUUGAUGAGAAUUUAAGCCCAGAUCGCCAGUCAUUCACAUAAGCUGAGGGCAACUACAUCGUUCAAAAUAAAGAAAGCGCUCUUUGGG
This is a messenger RNA of Verruconis gallopava, 1795 nucleotides long. RefSeq lists its product as uncharacterized. Lineage: Eukaryota; Fungi; Ascomycota; Dothideomycetes; Venturiales; Sympoventuriaceae. The coding region runs from base 66 to 1541 and encodes 491 amino acids. The transcript has a single exon. The record is from RefSeq and is a predicted model, not a curated record.